ACUGAUCAAUACAAGCCUAGGCGGUCCCGAUUUGGUUCUUGUUGAAGGAAUAUCUCGCAAGGAUGUCGGAACAGACCUACACAUUUGAGGACUACUUUGAGGAGGGGCUCAUGAGAUUGAACGGGUGCUGUGGAUUUGCCUUGGAGAUUGGCGAUUCCUUGACCAAGCUUGCUUACAUUGAACCAGCCCCAGAAGAGCCGAGGGAAGCAGGCUGGAGUCCUUACCGUGUGAAUUACAGAAUAAAACUGCUGACCUUCACCGUGCUUGAGAACGCCCUGGCUUAUAUGAAAGAGCAUGUAACGAAAGGCCUGGACCUGAAUUACCCUAAGACCCUGAAACUGGGUACUGGGCCCGGUUUUGCCAAGCAUAAGGAGAAGAUAGAGACAGCAUUAGGACUCAAACUUGAAGAGGAGAGCGACUCUGUCAGUCCUGGACAGGGAUUAUUCUAUGGUGUGACGAAACUUGGCAAGGCGUUUUUCAAAGAUGUCGUUUAUUCCCCUGCAAAAGACAAAGUUGCUGGAGAUCUAGACAAGUUCAAGUCAGACGUUGCCAGAUUCCAGACUGAAAUGGACAAUGAAAAAGUUGAGGACCAACCAGACCCAGAAGACUGUGAGGCCGUUUGGAAACUCGAGGAAAAGAACCUGAAAAAAUAUCUUCCAAGUCUAGUAGUAUCAAUGGAUGAAUCAAAAUGCACACUGGUUAUGGGUGAAAACAUGUAUGAAGACAUUCCCGUCGAAAAGACGUCCCAGGCAAAAGAAACAGUCACCCAGGCUCUGCGAGUUGCUCGAGAAAAAAAAGUUGUGGUCGGCGUGUUCUUUCAUGGUGAAUUCUGUCGGGAUAAUCGCCAAGCUAUGGUAGAAGCGCUGAAGGGGCUACCAAUUCAAGACAUGAAAAACACUGGUGGUGCCCUUGUCGCGGGUGUUGUGCGCCAUCCAAGCUAUCUAAAGAUAAUUGGAACACUGAUGGAGAAGGUACACUUCAUGAGGCUGCUGAUGAUCUGCCCCUGUGGACCACCCGCUGAAUAUUGUGAGGAACCACUGGUUUGUUCUUCCCCCUAGAAGAAUUCUCAUGCAACGUCACCCAAGAGAUUCAAAAUCAUGACCUCCAGGCAUUAUGCGUCAAAUCCUGGUUCAAUUUGCUAUUGUACACCAUGACGGCAUAGCACAGCUGAAAGCAACAAUAGUUAAUCACCAGCUACCUCACCUUCAGAAUUAUUUCAUUACUGUAUAUCAAACUGUUUUGUGCAAUCAUCAAAUAUAUUUGUGACCAGCCCAUAUAACGUGGAUUUAUUGUCAACCAAGUUUCAGUCACUCUUAUCACCCUAGUACUCACCUCAACUCAAAUUGUCAACUCACCACGGACAACGGAAAGCAAAAUUAGAUAAAGGUGUCAUGACAAUUGGCUGGACACAUAUUAUUUUCUCCCAAUAUACUCCUGUUAACAGAUAAUGUUUAAU
Molecule: messenger RNA, 1456 nt
Organism: Lineus longissimus
Lineage: Eukaryota; Metazoa; Nemertea; Pilidiophora; Heteronemertea; Lineidae
Exons: 7
Coding region: 63-1058 (331 amino acids)
Source: RefSeq, a predicted model, not a curated record